AUGAAAAAUAUAAAUAACAGACUUUUCUGGGAAAAUACUUAUGUUAAUAAUGAGAACUAUACGAAUUCUGAAUUUUUAAGCGUACCGCACGGGGGACCUAUAAAAGAAGCGUCUACAAAAGGGAAAAUAUCUCAAGUGUUGAGUAAAAAACACACAAAAAUUGCUAGUUCUGACAUUACAACAAAUUUGAGUAACACUAUCUUGAGUAACCCAAUUGUGAAUUCCACUUUGAGCUGCAAAAAACCGAGCGGAGAAAAACUGAACGGCAAAAAACAGAAAUGGAAAAAGUUUAAUAGCCCAACUUUCAAUUUUCACACCUUUCCAAAUGUAAAAAAAAGUAAGGCCAAAAAUUAUACACAUUUUUCUCAAAAGACAAACAUCGAGAGGAAAAAUUCUUUUGAAAAAAGAGAAUCCCUUCUUAAGAAUGAGUCAAUCAGAUAUCACGAAAAAACAGAUAUAGAAAAUGAUGCAAACGAUUUUACAAAUCUGAUAAUUUAUGAUGAUGAUCAAACAACGUUUAAUGAAAAACUUCUAACACAAGGUAAACUUGUGCAUGAAACGCAUAGGAAUUCCCUAACGAGGGAUAACCAAGAAAUUUUGUUAAAAGAUAUCCAUUUCGAUAUUCAUGCAAAAAUCGGAAAUCUGGAUGAACAAAGUAUCCUAAAGAGGAGUAAUGUCUGUAUGCAAGGAUUCAAUGUCAUAAGAAAUAACAAGAGUAAGAACAAUAGAAGGAAUAUAAACAAAAAUUGUGACAAUUUUGAAGAUUCGAAGAAUUCCUUUUAUAGCACGAAUUUUUACAAUAAUGAGGGGAAAACGAAUUGCGAAAAUUUGAACAAGAGAGAAAACCUGGACACAAAAUUUUUAUUAGAACAUAUAAAGAGGUUGGAGUAUCAAAAUAAUAUAUUUCUUAACAAUUUAUUAAAUAUGUAUUAUGUUUGCAUGGAUUAUAUCAAAAUGCAAGAUGAAAAAAUAAAAAAAAAUGAAGAAAUCAUACUUUACCAAAAAAAAAUCAUACAAAAUUUAAAAGAAAAUCAACACUUGGAUGACACUACAGGUAUGAGUAAUGAUACCUAUCAUAAUUGCAAAAAUAAUGAUUCAGAAUUCUGA
This is a messenger RNA of Plasmodium gonderi, 1107 nucleotides long. RefSeq lists its product as hypothetical. Lineage: Eukaryota; Apicomplexa; Aconoidasida; Haemosporida; Plasmodiidae. The transcript has a single exon. The record is from RefSeq and is a predicted model, not a curated record. The coding region runs from base 1 to 1107 and encodes 368 amino acids.